Molecule: messenger RNA, 1090 nt
Organism: Rubroshorea leprosula
Lineage: Eukaryota; Viridiplantae; Streptophyta; Magnoliopsida; Malvales; Dipterocarpaceae
Source: the annotation of a GenBank genome assembly
CAUUGGAAAGCUAAGAAGCAAAGUUACAAUUUAUCUUUUAGGAGCUCAACCCAAUUCAAUCAAUUUCAAGACAGAUUUCCAGUUUUGAAUGCAUGGGUUUGAUAGAAGAAAGGUUGGGCAAAUUGCGAGAGGAGAGAAAAAAAAAAAGAAGGGCUGAUGGCAUACCAGGCCUAAAAGGUUCAAAAGCCCUAGUAGAAUAUGGGCUAGAAAGAAAAAAGAAACAAUUAGGCAAUAUUAUAUAUAUACAUCUCUACGCAAGAGGAAGAGACGAUGCCAGAUUUGUUUGGAGAACUGUAGAAGGAUGCAGCUAGCCUUUGUUUUCUCUUCUUUUCUUCGGUGUUGCUUAUCAGAAUUGAAACAAAAAGGUCGCCACCUGCCCCAAGAUUGAGCCGCCUCUAUUUUCCUUCUCUUCUCUGAUGUUAUUUCACAAAAAUUUGCAGAGGAGGACAAUGUAGACGUAGACUCAACAACCUUUGUGUUUUCUUCUCUUCUCUACUAGCCUUGCUUGGGAAAAUCUGCACAGUAGCACACCAUUGACGAUGAAGUGCAAUUCGACUUUUCUCUUCAUUGGGACGGGUUUUGUUAAUUCUUAGUUUGAUUUUUACAAUGAUUCUCCGUUGGUUUUUCUUAUUAAUGGCUAUUAAGAACCUAAUUAUGUGUAGUUAAGUUUCUUGAACUAGGGUUGGAUGGAUUUUAAUUUUUGGAUUAUGUGACUGUUUUUUUGUUUAAUUCAAGAUUUAUUGGUUAUUUGCAUGAUGAGUUUAUGUUAUUGAGCUUAAUGUAUUGAGAGUCUGAUCACCUUUCAAUUGAUUUAGUGAUUUAUGCAUGAAUUUGGAAAAGAAUUGCAUAAAUUAGACCAAUAAUAGUAUAAACUGUGUGCUAGAUUAUGAGACCAAGAGGUAAUUAGCUCACAUGGGGUAGUGAAGGAAGAGAAGAGAGUUAGAAGCUCCCCCUUUUUAAGCUAGAGGUUUCCAUAGGAUUUCAUGCUCAUUACUUUGUUUAAAAUUACAUAGAGAUAUGAUUAAUUUGACAAACAAGUGAAGGAUUAGCUUGACUUGAGAAAGCUGGUCAAUUAAUUGAGGGAAAUUUG